CAACACCAUGUGUCCGUUGUUACCAGCAACCAAGUACGGACGCGUCCAUGUCCAGAGUCUUCAGGAUUUAUGUGAAUGGAGACGGAGACCGAAGCAAAAUUAAUCAUUCGACGCGUGUGCAUGGAGACGGAGACGGGAAUCUGCAACCUCCCGGCGGACUGCCUCGCCCUCGUCGCCUACCUGACCUCCCCCGGCGACGCCUGCAGGCUGGCGGCCACCGCCACCGCUGACUCCGACGAGGUCUGGGAGAGCUUCCUCCCGGCGGACAUCCUCGCGCGGUGUAGCACUGCCGGCCGGCGCCGCGAGGAUGAAACAAAGAAGGAGCUCUUCUCCCGCCUCUGCGACUCCCCCGUCCUCCUCGAUGGCGGCAAGUUGAGCUUCUCGCUGGACAGGCGUAGCGGCGGCAAGAAGUACAUGAUACCGGCCAAAGCUCUGUGCUACGGGUGGAGUGGCUACCUCGCCUGGUCACGCUGCCACCCUCACUCCAGAUUCCAGGAGGUGGCUGUUCUAUCGCACUUGUGCUGGCUGGACGUGUAUGGCAUUUUGAACACCAAAAACCUCUCAGGCGUCGGUAAAGACUAUGCAGCUUAUCUCGUAUACAGGGUGCAUUGGUUGCCAUCUCCAAACACCGCUCAGAAGCAAAGCGAAGAAGCUACGGCGUCCUCUACCGUCGCCAUCUGCAACCAUGAGUGCAACCACCUUGUGCCUCAUAACUACUCGCGAUCUCCUUUAUGGGACUGGGACUGGGAACUCGAUGGAUUAACAUUGUCGUCCGCGUUGGUAGCCAUGACCGAAAAGAAUCAAAGUCGGAAGCGGCCUGAUGGCGUGAGCGUGAGGAGCGACGGACGGUGGGUAGAGCAAGAGAUCAAAAUAGAGUUGGACGAGCAGUGUCUGGAGGGAAAGGAGAGCAAUGUUUCCGUUGAGUUCAGAGGGUUGACAGGGUCGCAUGGGUGCGAGAUUAUCAUAGAGGGGAUCGAGGUAAGGCCGAUAACAAUGGAUUGUUGAAAGCAUGUAGAUGCUACUUAGAUAAAUUCAGUCGUAUUGUGAAGUUUAUUUAUGUCAGUAUUGCAAUUAGCAACUAUGUUGUCAACUUGAUAUCUUAAUUAAUUUUGUGCCUUAUGUUCGACUA
Molecule: messenger RNA, 1129 nt
Organism: Hordeum vulgare subsp. vulgare (domesticated barley)
Lineage: Eukaryota; Viridiplantae; Streptophyta; Magnoliopsida; Poales; Poaceae
Product: F-box protein PP2-B11-like
Exons: 3
Coding region: 76-1005 (309 amino acids)
Source: RefSeq, a predicted model, not a curated record